Messenger RNA from Oldenlandia corymbosa var. corymbosa, 1507 nucleotides. The record is from the annotation of a GenBank genome assembly. NCBI's taxonomy places the organism in Eukaryota, Viridiplantae, Streptophyta, Magnoliopsida, Gentianales, Rubiaceae.
AAUAGAGAAAGACGCUGAAUUAUUUCUAACACUAAAAAAGCUAGAACUAGAAAAGCAUUCUUCAACAAAGUGCCAAACCAUAUCUUCACAAUGUCGGCAGCAGCCAUUGAACCCAUUGACCUCAUAGAUUAUGUUGUGAAUCAAGGAAAUGGAGUGAAGGGCCUUUCAAAAUUAGGUCUCAAAUCCAUUCCCAAGCAAUAUAUUCAGCCCCCAGAAGAGAGAUUAGACAAAAACCAGGUUAUCCAUGAAGAAUCAAUCCCAAUCAUUGAUGUCUCCAAUUGGGAUGAUCCGAGAGUUGUGGAGUCAAUUUCCGAGGCAGCUGGGAAGUGGGGUUUCUUCCAAAUCAUCAAUCACGGAAUCCCAAUUGAGGUUCUUGAGAAUGUGAUGGAAGCUGCCCAUAAAUUCUUUGAAUUGCCCAGUGAGGAGAAGAAGAAGUACUUGAAGGAAAACUCUCCUACUCAGACUGUUCAGUUGAAGACUAGCUUCAGUUUAGCAGAGAAGGUUUUGGAGUGGAAAGAUUUUCUGAUGCAUUUUUACUUUCCAAAUGAUGAAAGUGUCCAGCUCUGGCCGUCUGUGUCCAAAGAUCAAGUUCUGGAAUAUGUUAACUGCGCAAAACCUGUAAUUAGAAACCUUCUGGAGGUGUUACUGAAGGGACUUAAUGUGAAAGAGUUGGAUAAAACCAAGGAGUCUGUCCUCAUGGGUAACCUCAUAGUUGACCUUAUGCACUACCCUAAGUGUCCAAACCCGGACCUUGCAGCUGGAGUCGGCCGCCAUUCUGACAUCUCAAGUAUAACUAUCCUGCUGCAAGAUGAUGUUGGCGGCCUUUAUGUGCGAGGAACUGGUCCGGAUCAAUGGAUCCAUGUAACACCAGUUAAAGGUGCACUGGUCGUCAACAUUGGUGACAUACUUCAAAUUGUGAGCAAUGAUCGGUACAAGAGUAUCGAGCAUCGUGUGAUCGUUGAUGAAAGGAGAGACAGGGUUUCAGUGCCGAUCUUUGUCAACCCGGCUGAUGAUGUGCUCAUUGGUCCUUUCCCAGAGGUGCUUCAGAAUGGUGAGAAACCAAUUUAUAAGCAGUUCUUGUUCCCCGAGUAUUUCAACUUCUUUUUCAGCAAAGGUCCUGAAGGAAAGAACACAAUGGAAUAUGUAAAGUUAUGAGUUACUUUCAAAAUUUAUCAGGGUUGGAAAGAAGCAAAAUCAAAUAUCUUUCCCUCCAUGGUAAAUGUUUGAACAAUGUAGUAUUUUAAAUAUAUUGCGAGAAACAUAAAAUCAUUUUUAAAAAAUGAAAUAUCUAUGAUGGAAAGUAACAUCAGUUUCUAAAUGAAUUAUUAUUGUACGAGUAUUAAUAAUAAUGCAAGAGCACCAACAAUCGUUACUUAUGAUGGAAUCUAUGAAGGAAAGAACACAAUGCAAGUGCACCAACAAUUGUUACCUUAUUUGAGUAUUGAUAAGUUUUGUAACGUAGUUUUUAGUAUUAAACUUUCACCUUUGUUAAUUAAUCAGGCUUCAG